Purpureocillium lilacinum is the source of this 408-nucleotide messenger RNA. The record is from RefSeq and is a predicted model, not a curated record. NCBI's taxonomy places the organism in Eukaryota, Fungi, Ascomycota, Sordariomycetes, Hypocreales, Ophiocordycipitaceae.
AUGCCAUGUGCCGGGGCGGGCGGGCGGGCGCCGGAGGUGGAUGCGGCGUCGCGCCCACGGACGGAGCUAAGUUUCCAGCAAGGUGUGCUCGCAAAGGCAAGCACAGGCAUGAGGAGGGAAACGCCUCCGGCGGCCCUCCCCAGAGCCCCCACAGGAGCGCAAAUGCGAGCCACCGGGUUGGCGGGAGGGAGGGAGACGGAGAGUCUGGAGCAUCACGAUGGCGCGGCGUGGUCGUCGUCCGGGGCCGCCGCCGCCCGUGCUCGGCUGUGCUCUGCUCCACGUUCAGCACGCUCCCGUCAUCAUCAUCCCGCGCCCGCAACGCGAGCCGUCCGGACUCUCCAGACAAAUCAAGAGGCAUUUUGCGGUCCAGUCAUGCGGGCAGUCGCUCCCUUGAAAGGGAAUGCGUGA